AUCAAUGAUAAUGUACUUUUAUUCAUUCUUACAAUUAACAUUGGUUGACAAUUUUUUUACUUUUAAAAAGUAAGAUCAAUUAUUUAUUUUAUUAUAAUUAUAAUUUUUUAAUGAGUUGUGUUAUGCUUUCCUUAGGUAAACGUUUGUUAUUUAUAUAAUAUGUUAAUGUUUCAUUUAAACUUGUCUGUGUGUUAUUUCUGAUUGGUCAGGAUAUGUUUUAGAAAAUUGUAUUACAAUUUUUGUAUUUGUUGAGUAUUAUUUAUUUUUUAUGCUUAUGUAUUGUACCAUUGUAUAUUACAUCAGAGAUACUUGGGAUUUUUCUAGUCUAUUACAACACAAUUAUUAAAAAGUGUAUUGUACAGUGUAUUGUAAAAUUCAUGAUGGCAAUGAUUAAUUUAUUUGUUUUUAACUUAUUUUUGAUUGUGUCAAAUGUGUUAAAACAGGGAAAUAAAAAUAGGAAUGCAGUUCUGAAUUAACUGACUUUUUUAAACUUUUUUUACUGUCUAUGUAAAGUUGAAAUACUAUUCAUUAUAUCCUUGUAAUUAGUAACACAUUCUGUGUAUUAUUUUGAUUAUUGUGUGGGAUUUGUAACUAAGUUAAGGAUUAAAAUUAAAAGACUGUUCAAUAUAAAUGUAUAAUUAUUUCUUAUGGUAUCGAGGUGUGGUUAUAUUUUUUAUUAAGUUGCCAUUUAAAACUUUUUUGUUGCUUUGUUAAAAACUAUCAUUAUAUAACUGUGUCAUUGAAAACAGUAAUUGAUUAUUUACAAUUAGUCAUAAUUUACUUAGCAUUAGAACCUAACCAUAACAACAUUCAGCCCAAAUUAUUUAUUGUACCCUCCAUUCUUAAUAUGUUAGCUUUUAUAGUUUUUUAUAUGUAUAGGUAAUAGGUACAAUAGUCGAAAUAAUUGUCAAAAAUGUAAUUGUUCAAUAGACAAUAGUUACCACCCAAUGAUUAUUUUUUAACUGUUAAAUUAUUUACAAUGUGUUAAUGUACCUGUUUGUGUUAAAAAAAAACGUUUCCUUACCCAUGUUAUUUUGUUGUUUAAUUUCAACACUACAAUACUAAUGUUUUUGAAAUAUUGAAAUAAACCGUGCCCUUACAUUACAGUGUUUGCCUUUUUUCUCUCCCUACCGUUAUGAAAUUACAGACUCCGUUUUGGCUGUUCAACUGGAUGGGCGCGUUUCCCGUCGCGUACGACCCGAAGAGAGGAACGUUCGUGACGUCCAGACUCGGCCUGUCGAUCGCCUUCGUGCACGUCGCGCUCGUGGGGUUCCAUGUUCACAGGUACCUGGUUAUGCUGUUUUUCGGCGUCAUCAAGAAAACGUCGGCAGUCUCAGCCAUCGUGCUGAGCAUGAACGGGUUCGGACAACUGGUCGUGCUGGUGAGGCGAAUCGCAUUGGCCAGCGACACGGCCCAGUGCUACAACAGCUUGUCCGAAUGGCCGAUCGACGUCUCGGUACGGACGUCUUAUGCCGUGGUCGUCUACGCCAGCACCGGGGCGGUGUUCCUUGAGUUCGUCGGCGACAACGUGGAAAGAUGGAUGACAAACAAGGAAAUGAACUUGGAUCUCCUUUCGAUCUAUGCAUUCGUUGGAUUCGAAUUGCAAUUGAUACAUACGUUCCAUAUUAUCGGUCAGUUGUACAGUGAUUUGAAUGCCUACGUUAAGUCUGGUCUGAUCGACGAUUUGGAACGAAUCCAUCAAGCUCGACAACGAAAUCUCGCGUUGUACGUGUUUUGCAAAAAAUUUAACUCGCACUACAAUAUAGAUUUAAUCAUCCAUUUGUCGUGCUAUCAGUUGUACGUGUUGUUGGUGUUGUUUAAAUUUGUGAGAAAUUUGUUGUCGAGUAUGGAAAGCGACGAUUUUUUUCACAGUUUAUUGGACUUAAAAAUUAUUGUUCGAAUCAUACGUAUGACAAGGUUAUUUUUAGUUUUUGUUUAUCUUAUCGAGUCAAGUUCUUACUUGCACAAUAAGAGCGUUUUUACAUUUUAUUACAUUUUACGAAAUAGAAUGAAUUUCUUAAAACUUCAAACAAAAGAACAGCUUUAUUUAUUUUUAAACGAACUGAAUGCUACUGAAAUAACUAUAACAGCGAAUCAUUGUUAUAAUGUGGAUAAGAAGUUUUUAUACUCCGUAUGUGGUUCGAUUGUGGCGUAUCUUGUACUAGUAGUAUCUUUUUUGCACAAUCGAUUUUAAAAAAAAAUUGUUUAUUAUUUUAUCAGUA
Molecule: messenger RNA, 2222 nt
Organism: Sipha flava (yellow sugarcane aphid)
Lineage: Eukaryota; Metazoa; Arthropoda; Insecta; Hemiptera; Aphididae
Exons: 7
Coding region: 1136-2194 (352 amino acids)
Source: RefSeq, a predicted model, not a curated record